CUGACGAAUAUAACAAAGGCUCUCAGAUGAUAGUAGACACAGCUAGCUGUCGACAAUGGCCCUGCGGAUUCACUUCUUAAUCCUUUCCAUAGCUGUUUUGGCUCUAAGCACUUCCGCAGAUUACAAUCCGGGUAAUUUUAGUUAUACCGGUCCAAAUGGUCCUGAGAAAUGGGGAAGCUUGAGUCCAUCUUUCUUAGCAUGUUCAAAUGGGAAAGCUCAGAGUCCUGUGGACCUUACAAAGACUGAUAUUGUCAUGAACAAGCAGUUGAAGUCCUUAGAUAGACACUACCUUCCUACAAAUGCCACGCUGGUUAACAACAAGUUCAACAUUGGGGUGCGUUUUCAAGGAAAAGUAGGAGAUAUUAAUAUAAAUGGAAAAAAUUAUUCCUUGAAACAAUUACACUGGCACUCUCCUGCAGAGCACAUGGCCAAUGGUCGUAUUCAUGUUGCCGAGCUCCAUCUAGUCCACCUAACCCAAGAUAAUAAUAACAUAGCGGUGGUGGCAGCACUCUACAAAUUGGGUGAUCCAGAUCCUAUCAUUUCCCAGUUUGAAGACAAGUUAAUUGAGCUGGUCAAGGAGACCCGUGCAGGCAAUGAGGAUGCCCAAAUUGCCCUUGGCACAUUUGACAUGGAAGAAAUAAAUAGAAACUCCCAUAGGUAUUAUAGAUAUAUUGGCUCUCUCACCACUCCACCGUGCAAAGAGGGUGUCACUUGGAACAUCCUUGGCAAGGUGAGGACACUUUCCAAGAAACAAUUAGAGCUCCUAAAGGCACCAUUGGACCCAGAGUUCUGGCACAACGCAAGGCCUCUUCAGCAACUUAAUGGUCGUAAAAUUGAGAUGUAUUACCAUCCCAACCACAAGCAUCACGUACCAAAUACCCAUCAAUAAAUUGUUUGAGGAUAAUGUCUAGUGGUUUUAAAAUAAUAUUUUAUUUUUUUAACUCCAUAAAAUAACAAAUAAAUAAAUAAUUUAAACGUGUUACUAGGAUGAUAAAGAAAAGUAUGAGAAGCACACUUCCAAUGAUGCUGAGUGAGCUUUUAUUCAAAGAUUGAGGUUAAAGCACUUUUUAUUUUAGUCUUAUCAGGGAUACGUUCAAUGAUGUGUUUUAGGAUUUCAUUAAUCAUAUUCACUGAAUAGAAUCAUUAUCGCUUUACUAUU
Messenger RNA from Abrus precatorius (Indian licorice), 1159 nucleotides. Its product is annotated as alpha carbonic anhydrase 1, chloroplastic. The record is from RefSeq and is a predicted model, not a curated record. The transcript has 6 exons. Lineage: Eukaryota; Viridiplantae; Streptophyta; Magnoliopsida; Fabales; Fabaceae. The coding region runs from base 56 to 889 and encodes 277 amino acids. Gene Ontology annotation, molecular function: carbonate dehydratase activity; zinc ion binding.